Messenger RNA from Trichomonas vaginalis G3, 1050 nucleotides. RefSeq lists its product as uncharacterized. Bases 1 to 1050 code for a protein of 349 amino acids. Lineage: Eukaryota; Parabasalia; Trichomonadida; Trichomonadidae. The record is from RefSeq and is a predicted model, not a curated record. The transcript has a single exon.
AUGGUUCCGUUAUUUUCACGUGUUGUAAUGGAAGAUAUUUUUGAUCAAAAUAAUACAAUCAGAAUAAUGAACGCACUCAUGAGAGAAGAAAUAAUAGUUUCUAAUAAAUGUCAAAAAUGCAAUCUUCAUCCUUUAAGCCACAAGGAUUUUUCAACUCCCCAAGAUGUUGGAGUAACAACAAUAAUGAACUCCCCUUCUGGCACAGUUCUUUUAUCAAAAAACAUUAGAACAGUUUCGAAUAUGACUUUUAUCAUUCUAACUGAUGAUAAAUCUUACAGAGGCAUUGAUAGAAUUUCUAAAAAAUACGUUGAAAGAUGCGGAGCAAUGAUUGUUAACACAGGAAAACGCAGAUUUAAAGAAUUUUUCUUUGAGAGAUACAAAACGAAAAUAAUAUUAUUUCAUUCUUUUACUCAGCGAUUUUACGCUCUCAUCAACCGCAUGGCAUAUUUUGAUAGCCAAGAUUUUCUUUUUCAAGAUAUUGUUUUUAGCGAAGACCACGAGUAUUCACAAGGUCUUACACUAUUUCCAGAAAGACAAAAAUUAGGUGCUUUACCAGAAUAUGACGAAGUAGUUAUGAAAACAAAAGAUUCUGGUGGUAUUACGCCAGAAUUACUUGCAGAAAAGGGUAAUAUUAAUGGGUGUUGUGGUGCAGGCGAUCCUCAUAUCAUUGCAACAGUUUUUGACCUUGUAUUAAAUGAUAUGAAUCAUUAUGGGAGAAUAACUGACCAAUCAAUGCUCACGUAUUAUGCAUACAAUGGUCACAUUCCAUCCCUGAACCUCCAUCCAGACGCAUUGUUAAUGGCUGAUCAAACUCCAAUUAAUACUUCUGUUUUUGGCCAUUUUCGUGAAAUUAAUAAGACUAAGUCAAUUAAAGGUCAAUUCAAGUGGCUACAUCACUUAAUUUACGGACUUCCCGAAGAAUUUCUUUUGAGGCUUUAUGAGCAUUGCCCAAGGGAUAGUAAUAAAGUAGUUAACUACUUCCCAGGUUUAUCUGACCAGGCAAUAGAGCAGCAUGACAGAUAUCAAAAGAUGAAGAAAAAAUAUGGAUAA